Galeopterus variegatus (Sunda flying lemur) is the source of this 2037-nucleotide messenger RNA. RefSeq names its product zinc finger protein-like. The record is from RefSeq and is a predicted model, not a curated record. NCBI's taxonomy places the organism in Eukaryota, Metazoa, Chordata, Mammalia, Dermoptera, Cynocephalidae. Gene Ontology annotation, biological process: regulation of DNA-templated transcription.
AUGUUUUUCUCCCCUGGGCAUUCUGGGAAAUGUGGUCCAGACGUUCCGUGGAGUCGCGGGCGCUUCCGCUCCGCCGGUGGAUCGAGGGACUUCUGGGAAGUGCGGUCCAGACGUUCCGCGGAGUCGCGGGCGCUUCCGCUCGGCCGGUGGAUCGAGGGACUUCUGGGAAUUGCGGUCCAGACGUUCUGUGGAGUCGCGGGCACUUCCGCGUCCAGAGUGAAGGAUGGGAACAAGGCCCAGGCUGUUUCAGGCAGUUCCCUGCUAUCUCAGGAUAUUGCAUUCCUAGCACAUUGUGCAGUUAUUCUUGAGAACUCUAAUCAAGAAAGGGAGAGAACUGGGUCGAUCAAGGCCACCCUGCCUGAAAAGUAUCGUGCAGUUACCGAAACAGUGACAUUCAAGGACGUGGCUGUGGUCUUCACUGAGGAGGAGCUUGGGCUGCUGGACUCUACCCAGAGGAAGCUGUACCAAGAUGUGAUGCUGGAGAAUUUCAGGAACCUGCUCUCAGUGGGACAUCAGCUGUUCAAACAAGAUUCAUUCCACAUUAUAAAGGAAGGAAAGUUUUGGAUGAUGAAGACAGCAACACAAAGAGAAGGGAAUUCGGGAGGCAAGAUCCCAGCUGAGAUGGAGACUGUUCCAGAAGCAGGACCACAUGAAGAGUUGUCCUGCCAACAAAUCUGGGAACAAAUUGAAAGUGACCUAACCAGGUGUCAAGAUUCCAUGAUAAGUAGCUCUCAGUUCCCCAAACAAGGUGAUUUGCCCUGCCAGAUUGAGGCAGGACUAUCAGUAAUUCAUACAGGACAGAAACCUUACCAUGGUAAUGGGUAUGAACAGUCCUUCAGUGAUGUCUGCAACUUUGAUCUUCACCAACAGUUGCACUCAGGAGAGAAGACUCAUACAUGCAAUGAGUGUGGAAAAAGCUUCUGUAAUAGCUCAGCUCUAAAUAUCCAUCAGAGAGUUCACAUGGGAGAAAAAUGCCAUAAGUGUGAUAUGUGUGGUAAGGAAUUCAGUCAUGAUUCACAUCUGCAAGCCCAUCAGAAAGUCCACACUAUAGAGAAACCAUUCAAAUGUGAGCAGUGUGGGAAAGGCUUCAGUCGUAGAUCAGCACUUAAUGUUCAUUGCAAAUUACACACGGGAGAGAAACCUUACAAUUGUGAGGAAUGUGGGAGGGCCUUCAUUCAUGCUUUCCAUCUUCAGGAACAUCUGAGAAUCCAUACUGGGGAGAAACCAUUCAAAUGUGAUAUAUGUGGUAAGAGCUUCCAUGGUAGAUCAAACUUUAAUAGACAUGCUACGGUACACACAGGAGAGAAACCAUUCAGAUGUGAUAUAUGUGGUAAGAACUUUCGUCAGAGAUCAGCACUUAACAGUCAUUUCAUGGUCCACGCAGAAGAGAAACCACACAAAUGUGAGGAGUGUGGAAAGGGUUUUAUCUAUAGACGAGAUCUUUAUAAACAUCAGGUAGUCCACACGGGAGAGAAACCAUAUAAUUGUAAAGAAUGUGGUAAGAGAUUCAGAUGGUCCUCAUGUCUUUUGAAACAUCAGCGUGUCCACAGUGGAAAAAAACCAUUUAAAUGUGAAGAGUGUGGGAAGAGAUUUUAUACAAAUUCACAAUGUUAUUCCUAUCAGAGAGCCCACAGUGGGGAAAAGCCAUACACAUGCUAGGAGUGUGGGAAGGGCUACAAAAGCAGGUUGUAUCUUGACUUUCACCAGAGGAUCCACAUAGGAGAAAAACUCUACAAUUGUAAGGAAUGUGGGAAGAGCUUCAUUCAGGCCCCAUGUCUUUUGAAACACAGAGCCCACAGUGGAGAAAAACCAUUCGAGUGUGAAGAGUGUGGGAAGAGAUUUACACAGAAUUCACAACUUCUUUCCCAUCAGAGAGUUCACACUGGAGAAAGCCAUACAAAGGUAAGGACUGUGGGAAGGUCUCAGCUGGGCCUCAAGUCGUCUAACCCAUCAGAGACUUCACAGCAGAGAAAGAAAGAAGAGCUUUGUACAUUUCCCAUCAGAGAGUUCACACUGGAGAAAGCCAUACAAAGGUAA